Messenger RNA from Pseudogymnoascus verrucosus, 1375 nucleotides. RefSeq lists its product as uncharacterized. The record is from RefSeq and is a predicted model, not a curated record. Bases 118 to 1254 code for a protein of 378 amino acids. The transcript is spliced from 4 exons. NCBI's taxonomy places the organism in Eukaryota, Fungi, Ascomycota, Leotiomycetes, Thelebolales, Thelebolaceae.
GUGUUAUGUUCAUUACUUACUUGGUGCUGGCAUCGCCCUCAUUACUGUAUUUUUAUUCUUCACUGUGGCAUCUGGAAAUUUUCACCGUGUAUGCUUAAUUGUUAAUUCGUUUUCACGAUGAGCGAAGAGUCAGAUCCAAACCCGCUGGCGGCCUUGUCACCUCCGCAUUGGGUGAUUAGCGAUACUGAUCAUGGUGGAUAUGUGGUUAUAGCAAACUGGACGAUGAUGUGUUUUAUGGUUAUCACAGUCAUUGUCCGCCUGCUCAGGAAGUUAUCCAUCAGGUCAUGGAGCCUUGAUGAUAAUCUGAUUGCAGCUGCUGGUGCAUUUGGACUGAUACAAUGCGGCAUACUUCAUAAAGCAGUCCUAGCUGGUCUUGGACGCCACGAAUCAAGCCUACUCGACGGCGAGAUAGAUAUGUACAACAAAUAUAACUACACAUACCAGAUUCUAUUUAUCAUAACGACCGUCCUGGCCAAGAUGUCGCUGCUCCUUUUCAUCACAAGAUUGACACCAAACGUGGCCACAAUUAGAGUGGGAAGGAUCAUUCUAUGCCUCAUUGCUACAUGGGGAGUUGCGACUGUCAUUGCAUUUGCAUUCCAGUGCUCCUUGCCACAACCAUGGAACAACAUCUCUGGUGUCUGCAAAAACCAGGCUGCACUAUACUACGCUGCCGGAAUCAUUGAUAUCAUCACAGACAUCGCCCUUACCAUUCUGCCAGUUGUCAUCCUCUGGGGUGUCCAGAUCCAGCGAAGAAAGAGGGCGAUAGUGAUGCUGGUGUUCAUGGCCAGAAUGCUUGUAUGCCUUGCAGAGAUCCCGCGAUUGAUCUAUUUGUCGCGAUACAUUGGAUCUACUGACAAACCCUGGUACGGCGCCAAUGUGGCAAUUUGGACACAGGCAGUUACGCACCUCAGCAUUGUCACAGCUUGUAUUCCCAGCCUACAGCACCUUUUGGCGAGCAUGCAAUCCGGCGUCUUCAACACGGCCCUCCCAGCUGGCUUUGAGGGUGGGCUCUCCUACACGCUUGAGUCUACUGGUAGUGGAGGCAUGUCACGCGAACUAUACGGCUCAAAGAGGGUCGGGACAACGCGCACAACGGUCGAGUCUGGCACACAGCCACCGCGAUCGGAGAGCAAGACGCGCCUGGUAGUGGAUGGGGGCAUUUACAAAACAACGGAGUUCGUGCUGAACAACGUAGACAACGAUCAAGAUAGCGGAGCGCGGAAGCGGGGCCCGCCGGCGGGACGCACCGGCUGAACACAGCCCGCUGUCAUUUUGCAGGCUAAGUGUGGUAGUGGACGGUACAGUGGCUAGUCUAGUGUUUAUUGCUAGAAGUAACGCAGAGUGGUCUGGUUGGAUCGGUAUCAAUAGCGCGGAG